Klebsormidium nitens is the source of this 645-nucleotide messenger RNA. NCBI's taxonomy places the organism in Eukaryota, Viridiplantae, Streptophyta, Klebsormidiophyceae, Klebsormidiales, Klebsormidiaceae. The record is from the annotation of a GenBank genome assembly.
AUGACAAAGCUUUUGGAAAAACGUUCUGACACCCCGUCCCUGUCGCACGCUAACCGCGACUCCCCGGCCAUCGUGUUCUCGAACAUCGGCUCCACCAUGACGGGCGCCAUCGACAGCCUGCCGCGCAUCAAAGCGGCACUCUCCGAGGCAGGCAUAUGGCGCUCGUACAUUCACUGCGACGCAGCGCUGAGCGGCUUCGUGCUUCCUUUCGCCCCUAACCCGCAGCCCUUCGGCUUCCUAGACGGCACCGAUAGCAUAUCCGUCAGCGGCCACAAGCUUAUCGGCUUGCCGAUGCCCUGCGGAAUGGUCCUCGCGCGGCGCUGCCACGUGGAGGGCAUUGGGAGCAGAGUUGAGUACAUGGGCGCUUUGGAUACGACGCUCUCGGGCUCGCGCAACGGCCUCACGCAGGCCCUGGGCGUGGCGGCAUAUGCCACAGAGGGGUUGCGCGCGGCGGGAGUUGACGCGUGGCGCGACGAGAACUCGCUCAUCGUCGUCUUUCCCCGCCGAAGUGAGGCCCUGAUGAAGCGCUGGCACCUCGCCGGCCAAGCAAAGAUCUCGCACGUCAUCACGAUGCCGCUCGUCAGCCGCAAGAAAGUCGACGCGUUUGUAGCGGACAUGGCGGCGGAGCUUCGGGUCGGAGAGUAA